AUGGCUAAGGACUUUGUCAUCAGGCCGUCUCUUAUCCUACAAGAGUUGGCGGCUUGGUUCCUGGAACACACAGGCCCUGGGCACAUAUCUCCUCGGCGCUGCCCUGUGAGAUCGAAGACUGACAAUCUUCUAGCAAUGACCCUCGGUCCUCAGCCAUACUACUGGGCUAACACCAAACAACUGAGCUUUGGAAACUCGCCGCCAAUUGCCACUCGUGCCGGUUACAUGGCAUUGGCAUGUAUGCCAUUUCUUUUCAUUCUAGGCGCUAAGGCAAACCCGAUUUCAGCCCUGACCGGUAUAUCCCACGAGAAACUCAAUAUCUGGCAUAACUGGGUGGCAUGGGCUAUGUUUGUACUUGCGCUGGUCCAUACGUUUCCUUUUAUCGUAUUUCACAUCUGGAAAGGCGACAUAGUCAAGCAGUGGAAUGAUGGAGGUAUGUGGGUUACAGGCGUCAUUGCUAUCCUAGCUCAAGCAUGGUUGACCUUCAUGUCUAUUCGUUGGGUCCGGGACCGAUAUUACGAGCUGUUCAAGGCAACUCACCUCUUUGCAGCCGCUGUCUUCUUCAUUUUCUUCUUCAUCCACUGCGACUUCCGUCUCACCUCAUGGGACUACUUCAUCGUCACAGCUGUGUUGUACGCUCUAUGCUUCUUCUACUCACAAUUCAAAACCUUCAUGGAGCACGGUGUCGAUUACGCCCGAGUAUCACUGGUCACACCUCAUUGUCUGAAGGUCGUCAUUGAAACCAAUGCCCGCUGGACACCGGGACAGCACGUAGGGACCGCAAACACAGAGAUGGAAGUUAUUGUGGCAACCCGUGAUCUGGAGUUCCGGGAAUGGUACUGCAGAGCAUUGGACGACAUUAUUGCUCGACGUCCCCAUGCCGAGAACACAAAGGCGCCAUGUAUUUCAAUUUCUUUCCAUGAGACCGGGACCUCAGUGCAAAACAAGUCGACCUCGUCAAAUCCAGAAUCUCCGGCAUAUGAUGCAGACAAGGAGGUGAUUGAAACACCCGGGAAGCCUUCCGACACUGAAUGGCAAUCACCUUAUGGGCUGGUCAGUCUACGCACCUUCAACGGACGACCAGAUGUAUCCGCAAUUUCCAGGCGAGCCAUUGAGCAAUCAGGGAGCGUUGGCUUAAUAGCCUGUGGUCCGGCAUCAUUGGUCUUCGACUUGUCUCAAGUUGCGGCCGAAGCCCAGAAACGCAUUCUGCAAGGCGGAGGUGGUGCCAGUGAGGUCUGGUUCUACAAGGAGAACUUUUCGCUUGAUCUCAUUCCAACCACUUCCAGUGAUCUUGGAGGUACUCGUGCCGUGAUCAUCCCUGGUGUAUUGGAAGUGUUCGAAGAGGGCAGGCUAUAUCAUCAACUUGCGCCGAAACAAGUUCAAGUCAUGGCGCUCUUGCAGCUCAUCCCGGCAUUCUUCUGCACUUCAGUGUUAGCAGGGGGUCUCCAACUUCUCCCUCCCACCCUCCGAACUUCGGAAUCCUCUCCAGGCACUGUGUGGCACGUCAAUAAAAGCCCAAAGACCAUCUACAUCGAGGAAAGUUUAGCCUCCAAAGCCGAUACAGAUGGCUUGACUCUAAUUCCACCAAGCGGCCACGACUUUGCGAAGCUCUUCCAACAAGACAUUAGCGAGCUUACAGGCGUCAACUGGACAUUACAGCGCGUCGAUCGUCUCCCCAGCCCCGCCAACGCCAGCGGCAUUCUUCUCGGCUCUUUCACCAGCAACACCUCGUCGCUCACCUACGAAAAUGGCAAUCCUACGUCGGAAGGUUAUGAGCUCGUCAUCUCCCCGUCUGGCGCCUUCAUUGGCGGCACCGGCGCGCGGGGGAUGUGGUGGGGGACAAGAACCUUGCUCCAGCUCCUGCUGGUAGGGAACGGGACUCUGCCCACAGGGCGAUCGGUUGACGCGCCGGCCUAUGCCACGCGAGGCUUUAUGCUCGAUGCCGGACGCAAGUGGUACGCGCCCGCUUUCCUCAAGGAGCUGUGCAGCUUCGCUUCCUUCUUCAAGAUGAGCGAGUUUCACUAUCACCUCAGCGACAACUACCCGCUCAACCGCGGGCAGAACGCGUCAUGGCAAGAUGUCUACUCCCACUUCUCGCUGCGGCCGGAAGAUGAGAAUUUGUUGCCGAUCCUUCACGGUCGGGAGAACGAGACCUUGUCCCGAGAAGACUUUGCCGAUCUUCAGAGUCAUUGCGCGUCAAGAGGUGUAACUGUUAUCCCGGAGAUCGAAGCACCAGGUCAUUGCCUCUACCUCACCAAGUGGAAGCCCGAGCUCUCAUUGACGAAGCGCGACUUGCUCAACUUGUCUCAUCCGGAUACCAUCCCAACUGUCAAGCGUAUUUGGUCGGAGUUUCUUCCCUGGUUCGAGACGAAGGAAGUUCAUGUUGGCGCAGACGAAUACGAUGCGACGCUGGCUGACGACUACAUUGGCUUUGUGAACGAGAUGUCUUCUUUCAUCAACUCCACUGUCGGUAAGAGAAUUCGGAUCUGGGGAACAAACGAGCCAUCCGAAAACAAGACUAUCUCCAAAGACGUAGUAAUUCAGCACUGGCAGUACGGCGAAUCGGACCCGGUUCUGCUAUCAAACAAUGACUACGACAUAAUCAACUCCGAGGACUGGUGGGCAUACAUGUCUCUUAAGAACGACCACAUGCCAAUUCUGCCUGCUCGCUACCCCCAAUUUUACAACGAAACUCGAGUGCUCAACUUCGCCAACGAGCCUAAGUGGCAGUGGACACCGGCGGAUUUUAACCCGUUCAACAAGACCAUGCAGUUAUCAGAUAGUUCACCGGCAAACAGAGGUGCCAUUCUUGCGGCUUGGAACGACAACGGCCCGGAUGCCUCUACCCAGCUGGAGGCGUACUAUGCCAUGCGCCGAGGCAUAGCGCUGGUCGGAGCACGCGCGUGGAGUGGCAGCCGUGGCGCACAGCUCGUAGACGAAGGGGUUGCGCCUAGCAUUGACUUCUUCACGCCUCUCGCACCGGGGCAGAAUCUUGAGCGUAUAGUGACGAAGUCCAAGCCUACAUGCAAAGGGCCAUUAGUCUCAUGGUCUCGUUCUACCAAUGAGUCUGAGGCAGUACACCUUGGCCAUGGAAGUAAGGGCAUGAACUAUACCCUGACGCUGGCUGUCACUGGACCUUUCACACUGUCCGGUCCUGAUACCGCUCUCGCAUUAGAUGAAGGUGGCAGCCUCUCAUUCACUGCGGACGGAUGGCCUUAUCCUCUUCGGUCCGUGAGCGAACGAGAUGCUAUGCAGCUUGACCCUGGGCACCCAGGCCGGAUUUGGUCGAACGUAUCUACUUCGACACACGAGGCAGUUACGAUAUCGAAGCUCCCUGCGAACGUCACCAUCGUCACAGACGUGCUCCAUGGAAGCAUGGCCUGGAUCAAUGGACAGUUCGCAGGGCGUUUCGAAGUGUUUGUGUAUGGGGGUCGUAACACACUUUUCAGCUGGAGCCAAAUGGCCUUCGUUGCGCCGUUGGAAGAUGUACGUGGCCCUGGGAUACAGAGUCUUGUGGUCGACAACGUUGCCCAUUUUACGAAUUAG
Molecule: messenger RNA, 3546 nt
Organism: Colletotrichum lupini
Lineage: Eukaryota; Fungi; Ascomycota; Sordariomycetes; Glomerellales; Glomerellaceae
Product: glycosyl hydrolase family 20
Exons: 7
Coding region: 1-3546 (1181 amino acids)
Biological process (GO): carbohydrate metabolic process
Molecular function (GO): beta-N-acetylhexosaminidase activity; oxidoreductase activity
Source: RefSeq, a predicted model, not a curated record